AUGGUCCGAAAACUCAAGCAUCACGAGUCGAAGCUUCUGCGAAAGACAGACUUCAUCACAUACAAAGGCGACAAUGGCCAUCGCGACAAGGCCGUCAUGCGACGGUACAUGAUCCAAAAGCCCGAGGACUACCACAAGUAUAACCGUCUCUGUGGUUCUCUGCGCCAACUCGCUCAUCGUCUAUCCCUCCUCCCUCCUGACAACGCAGCCCGCCGCAAGCACGAGGAGCUGCUUCUCAACAAGCUCUACGACAUGGGCGUUCUUUCAUCCUCCUCAAAGCUUUCCGCCAUCGAGAACAGCGUCACCGUCAGCGCCUUUGCGCGCCGCCGACUUCCCGUCCUCAUGACCAGACUACGCAUGGCUGAGACUGUGCAGGCAGCGACCAAGAUGAUUGAGCAGGGCCACGUGCGCGUGGGAACCGAGACAGUCACCGACCCGGCCUACCUAGUUACGAGAGGUAUGGAGGACUUUGUGACAUGGACUGUGGGCAGCAAGAUCAAGAGGAACAUCAUGAAGUACCGAGACCAGCUUGAUGAUUUCGAGUUGCUGUAG
Molecule: messenger RNA, 552 nt
Organism: Fusarium poae
Lineage: Eukaryota; Fungi; Ascomycota; Sordariomycetes; Hypocreales; Nectriaceae
Gene: IMP3
Product: Small subunit (SSU) processome component
Exons: 2
Coding region: 1-552 (183 amino acids)
Biological process (GO): rRNA processing
Cellular component (GO): Mpp10 complex; small ribosomal subunit; small-subunit processome
Molecular function (GO): snoRNA binding; structural constituent of ribosome; rRNA binding
Source: RefSeq, a predicted model, not a curated record